AUGGGCGUGGAGGAACUUAGGAAUUUGGGUAAAGUUAGUGUUUUCUUGAGUUGUCUACAAGCCAUCACGGUGUCAUUACCUAACUGUGGAAGUAACUUCUAUUUACCAAAGAGUAGUUUCAGAGACAAAGGUGCUUCGUCUCUUACCAUUUGCUUGGGGAGAAUGUCCUGGACAAUGAUCAGGAGCUCGGUUAGUGGGGGCAGAGUCGAUCCACCAUCUGGUUCAUCAAGUAAUAAAAGCUCCAGACGUCCAAGAUUAAUCAAAGCCAUACAAGAUCUCAGAACAAAGCUUCUGGUGAAAAUUCAGGAGAUAAAGAAAGAUCUCCCCAUGAAACUAUUCUUUCUUUUGGUUGGUUUCUACUCUGCAACUGCAUUCUCUACAUUUAUUGGACAAACGGGAGACUGGGAUGUUCUAUCAGCUGCAUUGGCUGUUAUUGUAGUUGAAUGCAUCGGAGCUUUAAUGUACAGAGCAUCCAUUCCAUUAAUCAACAAGAUGCGGAGCACAAUCACCAUGUUUAACUAUUGGAAGACAGGACUCGCCCUUGGACUGUUCCUAGACUCAUUCAACUCAGACCUCGGAAAGCAACAACAAACACCGGCGAAACCUGGCUCAAGAAUGUACAGUGGUCAGCAAAAUUUGACAAGCUGUGUCCCCUCUAUGCCUGUGAAACCAAUACAUGAAGGUUGUGAAGACUUUAGCGUCAUUGAAGACAAAAGCUCAGGUCUCAAACUUUACAAAUCACGAACUCGAAGAGAAAGAACCAAACCUUCAAAUCUACUAGCAAACAAUGCUCCAGUCUUGCGACUCUUGUCUGUAAAGACUUGUAUUUGA
Arabis nemorensis is the source of this 831-nucleotide messenger RNA. The record is from the annotation of a GenBank genome assembly. Lineage: Eukaryota; Viridiplantae; Streptophyta; Magnoliopsida; Brassicales; Brassicaceae.